This is a messenger RNA of Anopheles marshallii, 1416 nucleotides long. Its product is annotated as thymus-specific serine protease-like. The transcript has 2 exons. The record is from RefSeq and is a predicted model, not a curated record. Bases 1 to 1416 code for a protein of 471 amino acids. Gene Ontology annotation, molecular function: serine-type exopeptidase activity; dipeptidyl-peptidase activity. Gene Ontology annotation, biological process: proteolysis. Lineage: Eukaryota; Metazoa; Arthropoda; Insecta; Diptera; Culicidae.
AUGAAAGGAUUCCUUCCUAUCCUGGUGGCCGUAGCCAUCGUUGUGAUGUGCGGUGACGUGGCGUAUGGUAUGUUGCGCGAGGCAUGGUUCGAAACUCGGGUCGAUCACUUCAAUUCGCGCAAUCAGGAUAAGUUUGCCAUGCGGUACUACAUCAACGAUGAGCACGCGUACGCCCGUGGUCCAAUCUUUGUCGUGGUCGGUGCCGCUGGUCCCAUUCAGACACGAUGGAUCACCGAGGGACUGUUUUACGAUACAGCGUAUCUCGAGGGUGCCUAUCUGUUUGCGAACGAGCUGCGGUACUUUGGACACAGUUUACCGGUAGAGAAUGCCGAAACGGAGAAUCUGGACUACCUAAACGCCGACCAGGCGCUGGCCGAUUUAGCCGAAUGGAUUACCUAUCUGAGACAAACGUAUGUGAAUAACCCGAACGCUAAAGUGAUCCUUAUGGGAACAGCGUAUGGUGGCGCAUUAGCUACCUGGUUCCGCCAGAAGUAUCCCCAUCUGGUAAAUGGAGUGUGGAUAUCGAGCGGUGCGAUCGAAGCUGACUUUGCGUUUGCCGACUACAACGUAGCACUCGGAGAAAGCAUCCGUCAGUAUGGAAGCGACUCGUGCUACAGCACCAUCUGGAGUGGGUUCCGUGUGGCCCAGAAUAUGGCACACCUCGGUUUGGCCGACCUGCUGUCGACCGAGUUCCAUCUGUGCGAACCGCUCGACACGGACAACGAUCUGGAGGUGCGUGCCUUCCUGCUUGGGCUGCGGGACGACAUCGAGUUCGAAAUGCUGCAUCUGCGCAACACCAACUCGAUCCGCGAGAUGUGCGAAGAAAUGGACCAGCAGCGUGACAGUAGCCUGAACGCGUUGAUCGAUUGGUUUGCUCGUGAACACCAGUACGAACAGUGUGUGCACAUGAACUUCGACAGCUACAUGGAGCGGUACGUCGAGACGGACUUUAACACCGAGAGCCUGCAGGCAGGUCAUCGACAGCGCCUCUAUCUCCAGUGCACGGAGGAAGGCUUCUUCCCGACGACCUCCGAAGCGGAAGAUCAACCGUUCGGUAACAUGAUCGGACCGGACUUUUUCGUACAGGUGUGUCAGCGCGCAUUUGGCGAGUGGCUUACCGAGGACGUAAUCUUCAAACAGCUUCGUUCAACCAAUACUCGUUUUGGUGGACUCCAGCCGGCGAUCGAGCGGGCCCACUUCACCAACGGUGGUAUCGAUCCGUACCGUGUCGGAAGCCCGUUGGAAGAUCUCAACCCGAAAGCCCCGGCCACCCUCAUCCCGGAUACAUUCGAGGCGCCCGAUCUGGACUCGAUUGACUACGAGAACGAUUCGGAAGCGUUGAUUGCCGCCAAGGAGCGCACGAGAACUCUGAUCGACACGUGGAUAUUCGAGGACUUCGAACCGAUCCACGCGUAG